This is a messenger RNA of Cyphellophora europaea CBS 101466, 735 nucleotides long. RefSeq lists its product as uncharacterized. The coding region runs from base 1 to 735 and encodes 244 amino acids. The record is from RefSeq and is a predicted model, not a curated record. NCBI's taxonomy places the organism in Eukaryota, Fungi, Ascomycota, Eurotiomycetes, Chaetothyriales, Cyphellophoraceae. The transcript is spliced from 2 exons.
AUGCCGUCGGCAAUUUUCGGCCACAGUACGACUGGCGUCGAGGUCGUGAAGCAAUAUCCAGCCCAGAUAAAAAACAAGACUUUCGUCAUCACUGGAACUAGUGAGGGCGGUACUGGUGCAGAGGCCGCCAUUGCGCUAUCGCACGGAUCUCCUGCGCAUAUCUUCCUCCUUGCGCGGUCUGAGACCAAAGUCACGCCUGUGAUUGAUCAGAUACACUCAACCAGCCCCCAAACGCAGACUCACUACUUCCCAAUUGUGUCAACUGUGAUUCUCUAUGUACAACGAUUCAGUACUUGCAGGAGCAAGUCCAGAACCAACACGAUCCUCCACGCGAGUCGCGUGGGAGAUUGUGUGCCAAGUGUCUUGACCCCUGAGACCUUGGAGUCCUUGGCGAUAGAGGGCCGUGGCGCCUCGUUGCCUUGUCUGGCCUCGGCAAUCGUGACACCAAUACAACUCGACAACUUCGACUCUGUGCGCUACGCUGCAGCUGAGGUCAACAAACUUGUCCCAAGAGUCGACGUUAUCAUCAAUAGUGCUGGGAUGAUGCACGAAAACUUCUCGUUGAAUCCGGAUGGAAUCGAAACGACAUUCGCCGCAAACUAUCUGGGGCACUUUUUGCUCACGUCAUGCCUGAUGCACCGCGUAGCAGGCGUUCGCUCUGAUACGAGAGUGGUCAACGUCGCGAGCAAUGGACAUGGUAUUUGUGACUUUCGCGGCAUCGACUACAACUUUUAG